CUCUAGCUCCUUGCUCUGCGCGGUCGUCGAAGAGUACACUUAUCACUGUGGUCAACGACAAUGGCGGUCACCGAUCUAUCGCCUCUGCAACUCCGUCUUCAAGAUAUUGCUGCGUCGCUCAAGCAGAACGACUCCCCGGAAAGUUGGCGACAAGUUGAGCAGGUCGCCAAUGCGAUUGCGAAUGGGUUAAGAGUCAAGGACGAACAAGUCGACAACCAUACAAAUCUCGGCAAAAGCGCCUUGCCCCAGUGCUUGACGGACCUGAUAACUCUGGCAUUACACGGGUCCCCUGUCCCUGCCGAUGAGUACACGACCGCUGUGUUCGAGAUUCUGAGGAUAGCCGCGAAUCUUUGUCUGGAUCAUGAUGCGAACAGAGGUUACCUCCUAGACGCCGGUCUACCGCAGGCGAUCGUGUCCCUUCUCGAAGGCUACGCAGACAAGGUCCCUGCACCAACCAGACAAGAGGCCCUCUCACUAUCGCUUCCCCACCUUAGGAUCGUCAGGACGGCCGUUGGUGUCCUUCUGAACGCGUCUAUCGGAUAUGAUGCUGUUCGGUUCCGCCUGAUUUCGUUGGAGUCUGCUCUUACACUGUUGAAGCUGUCCUCCUCGAUAUACCCUCCACUGUCGUGGCACAAUGUGGGCACCCCAGCUAACCCGCUUAACGAGGACAGUCAAGAGGAAUGGGCUUUGAGGAGCGGUAUCUCAAACUGGGCCUGGAGAACGAUCUCUGAGCUGAAGGAAGCGAAAGAUGAUCCCAAGGAAGAUGCCUCGCGCCAGAUUUUGAACGUCGACGUACUACCUUGGAUAACUCCUGCGCUUUCUCGUUUCAUCCCACCGUAUAAUCUCCAACUCGCGCCAGCCCUAACCGAAGAUGAAGAUUUCUACACAAUGCUAGUCCAGUCAGACUUUGAAGUCCUCGAAGAAACCUGCACUCUUUUGGAAUCUCUUUCAUUAGAUGUUGAAGACAUCCGUCUGGCCCUUGCACGGGGAUAUUGCUUCCCAGCUGAACACCUUGGCGUGCCUUGCUUCAAGUCGAUGGUAGAGUUCAUUGAACACGGCGGCUAUCCACCAACAUGGGACCAUCCCUCUAUUACACCAGAAGACCGUGCCCGGAAGGAGAAGACUUUCAACAUAUGCAAAGCUGCGCUCAUCAAGUCGGUUGUCGAGGUUGCAGGGGAGGAAAAAAAUGAAGAUGUUCUGUGGGAUGAUUCAAUGGAAGACAAACCUGGGGGAGAAUUCGUGUGGACUAUGGCCAGAUGGAUCAAAGAAUUCAAUGCCGACAUGGAUAUCGAACCGAGUGCCACCCAUCGGGACGAUCUUGUUAUCUGUGCUGCCUUGUCUUUAGGGAAUCUAGCCAGGAGAGAGAAAACGUCCACGGCUCUUCUUUCACCGCCGUUAUCUCUGGCGCCUGUCCUGGCUUCUAAGCAUAUCUUCGCGCAGUCGACCGAUGUUAAAUUGAAGCAUGGUGUUCUCGGCCUGCUGAAACACGUCGCACAAUCGGCUGCGUUGUCGCCUAUAAUCCCAGAUUCUUUGGCAGAGUGCCAUAUCGUACAGCUUAUUGCUGAGAGCGGAAUCUGGGAUGAAGGGUCGGAUAACAUGGCCAUUGUCGUUCAACUCAAUGCCAUCGGCGUCGUUAAACACCUCUGCAAUGCGAGCGUCACCCAUGCCCUGGCAUUGGUUGCCCCCGGCAAAGACGAGAAAAGCCCCCUUGACCGUAUCUUGGCAUUGGUUUCGCGUUCAGAUUCUAUUCCCAUAAAGAGCGAGGGUGUUCGCGUCCUUGUUAAUGUGAUCAGGACUUUGCUCAUGCGCAAAGGCCCUCCGACAGAAGACACCACACCGACCCCUCCAGACGCCGCUGCUCAAGAACUGGCCCAAAGAAAGCAAGCAGCGAUCGCCAAAGUGCUGACAGAGAGUAAUGUGAAGACUUUGGCCUGGUUCCUGGCGCGAAGUGGGAAGUUCCCUAUCCUGAUCAACGAAGGUAUUGUUGCCUUGAACCUUCUUGUGCCACAGAAAGACGCGGGUAACUUAGUUUUGAACGCCAUCCUCACGCCGGAAAACACCCUACCGGAACCUACUCAACUCUCCCCUUCUGGAAGUGACGGGAGCUCCCCGACGCUCGUGAAUAAGCCUCGCCCUCCGGUGGCUCGCCAUGGACUGGAAAUGAUUGUCAAUGUUCUCAGAAACACUGACAAUCCCGCAGUCUACCCAGUCGAGAUUCGCGCGAAUGUCUGCACCUUCUUGGCACAGCUUUCACGGUAUUCAUCGGGUCCCAAAUUGGUUCAAGUCCAAGAAGCUGUUCGACCGGUUCUAGACAGAAUCAAAGAGACCAAACCAGGUGACAGGGAAGAGAUGUUGUUGAUUUCAGCCAGCAAGGUCCUGGAGCUGUGGAAAACCUCUUGA
Messenger RNA from Coprinopsis cinerea okayama7#130, 2400 nucleotides. RefSeq lists its product as hypothetical. Gene Ontology annotation, biological process: positive regulation of GTPase activity. Lineage: Eukaryota; Fungi; Basidiomycota; Agaricomycetes; Agaricales; Psathyrellaceae. Gene Ontology annotation, molecular function: guanyl-nucleotide exchange factor activity; protein binding. The record is from RefSeq and is a predicted model, not a curated record. Gene Ontology annotation, cellular component: cytosol. The coding region runs from base 61 to 2400 and encodes 779 amino acids. The transcript has 8 exons.